Messenger RNA from Spirometra erinaceieuropaei, 3349 nucleotides. The record is from the annotation of a GenBank genome assembly. NCBI's taxonomy places the organism in Eukaryota, Metazoa, Platyhelminthes, Cestoda, Diphyllobothriidea, Diphyllobothriidae.
AUGUCUUCCUCAACUCAACAACCUGACGUUCCUGCCGAGUCUGUUCAUGCCGUCCAUUUCGCUUUGCCUGAUUUCUGGCAACACGCCCCUGAACUUUAUUUUAUCCGCAUUGAGUCCGCCUUUUACUCCGCCAACAUUACGAAGGAGUUGUCGAAAUACCACAAACUUGUGGAGGUUCUGCCUGCCAAUAUUAACUCACAAGUUCAACCCUUGUUAGUGAAACCCCCUGCAGACGCUCCCUAUUCUGCUCUGAAGGCGGAAAUCCUUCGUCUCAAUGCUGUAUCUGACCGACAACGCUACCACCAGUUGAUAAAGGAGGAAUCACUGGGCGACCGAAAGCCCUCAGAACUUCUCCGACGAAUGCGUACUCUCUUAGGAGACAUGCAGGUCGACGAGAAACUCGUUAAAGAGAUGUUUCUAGAGCGGUUGCCUGCAGAUGUCCAAACGAUUUUGGCAUCCGGCUCGCAAGACCUUACACUCUCACAUCUUGCUAAAAUGGCAGACCGAAUGAUAGAGGUUCAACGGUUCCAGCCACCUUCCGUUGCUCAGAUUUUCACAUCCUCUUCAACGGUUAACGAGCAGUUACUGCAACAGAUGUCGACUAUGGCGAAUGAGAUAGCCUCCCUAAAACUACAGCUUGCUCCCAUUACCUGUAGUCACUCACCCAGCCGUCAUCGUUCACGUUAGCGACCUCGCACAGCCAAUGUGUGUUGGUAUCACCCAAACUUUGCCGCCAAGGCUCGCAAAUGUUCUUCCACUUGUUCAUUUAAACCGAAACAAGGAAACCAGCCAGCCAGGGAAUAGACGCGACCGUUUUCUCUGGCUCUCCCAGCUCUGGUCGCACCUUUUAUGUCUGCGACAAUGUGACUCGCAGGCGUUUCCUGGUGGACACCGGAGCCCAGAUCAGCGUGGUUCCCCCCACUCCAGUUGACCGCCGCUGUCCCAGCCCUGGUCUACAUCUCCAAGCUACAAACUGUUCCCCUAUUUCCACUUUUGGUAGUAGUUCCCUAACGCUAAACAUUGGUUUACGUCGAUCAUUCUCCUGGAUAUUUGUGAUUGCCGACGUGCCUUAUGCGAUCCUUGGUUCCGACUUCCUAGCCGAGUUUGAUCUCCUUAUUGACUGUCGGCGUUCCUGUCUCCUCGACCGCACAACUGGUCUUUCUGUCCGCGGUCUUACACCCUUUAAUGACUCCUGCAAUUUAUCUGUUCUGGACACAUGUAUUGCUUGCCCAUACCGAGACCUGCUCCUCCAACACCCCAAAAUAAUCAAACCCCAGUUUCGCAGUGGUGAGAUCCAGCAUGACGUUGUCCACCACAUUCGCACCUCUGGGCCCCCCGUAUUCGCACGGCCUAGACGACUGGCUCCGUCCCGUCUGCAAGCGGCGAAGGCCGAAUUUGAGCACAUGCUGCAACUGGGCAUAAUUCGGCCGUUCGAGAGUUCAUGGGCGUCCCCUCUGCUUAUGUUGCCCAAGGCGACAUCAGACGACUGGAGGCCCUGUGGUGACUAUCACGCCCUCAACAAUGCGACCAUCCCGGAUCGUUAUCCCGUCUCUCAUCUUCAAGAUUUUGCUGGAGCUCUUUUCGGCAAAUCGGUUUUCUCGAAGAUUGGCCUUGUUCGGGCCUUCCAUCAGAUUCCUGUCGCUCCCGAGGAUGUUCCCAAAACUGCCGUCACCACACCAUUCGGCCUGUUCGAAUUUAUUCGCAUGCCAUUUGGUCUUCGCAAUGCUGCCCAAGCAUUUCAGAGGUUCAUUGACCGAGUCCUAGUGGUCUCUAGUUUGUGUACGCCUACAUCGAUGACCUCUUGGUGGCCAGCCGAAAUGCUGAGAAACACAAAGAGCAUCUUGCCUUAGUGUUUGACCGCCUCGAUCAGUUUGGCGUGGUCACUAACCCUUCGAAGUGUGUUCUGGGUGUGCCGUCCCUUCAUUUUCUUGGUCACCAUGUCGAUGCACAAGGUUUGCGUCCCCUCUCUUCCAAGGUUGAGGCCAUUCGUGACUUUCCUUCACCAACCUCCAAGCGUCAGUUGCAACGUUUCCUUGGCAUGGUAAACUUUUAUCGCCGGUUCCUACCGAACUGUGCCGACCUUAUGCUGCCACUCACCAACUUGCUCUCUGGUCCCAAGGGUCCCCUUGAGUUACGUGGCCACGCGCUGACUGCUUUUGAGAGAAUAAAGACCUCCCUUGCUGAUGCUACCUUGCUCGCUCAUCCUGCUCCAGAAGCCCUAUUGUCCCUGAUGGUUGAUGCUUCGACCGUUGCCGUAGGAGCAGUCCUCCAACAGCAUAUCAACGACUCGACACGACCGUUGGCAUUCUUCUCCAAGAAGCUUUCACCUGCCGAGACGAGAUAUAGCACGUUGGUCCGUGAACUGCUUGCCAUUUACCUAGCCGUAAAACAUUUCCGACACUUCCUUGAGGGUCGUGACUUCACAAUUUUCACAGACCACAAACCACUUACAUUUGCCACCCGAUCCCAUUCUGACAAAUAUAAUCCGAGAGAGAUUUCUCAUUUGGAUUACAUCUCGCAAUUCACUACCGACAUCCGCCACAUUGAUGGCCCGAAGAAUGCGGUGGCCGACAUGCUGUCCAGACCUUCCCUCUCGGCGUUUCACCUCUCACACGGGAUUGAUCUUGGUGCUAUGGCGGCUGAACAACGACGUGUUGGAUGCCCUGGCGACGAGUCUGUUGACAGUCUUCAAUUAGUUGACGUCCCAUUGACCACCGGCACUGGCACAAUCCUUUGUGACGUAUCGACUCCUUUUCAUCGCCCUUAUGUGCCUGCCUCGAUGCGUUUAGCUGUUUUUCAAACUCUCCACGGACUCUCCCAUCCUGGGAUUCGAGCCUCACAGAAGCUCCCCGCGGAAAUGUUCGUAUGGCCUGGGUUGAACAAGGAUGUGAAAGCUUGGACACGAUCGUGCCUUUGCUGUCAACGUAACAAGGUUCAACGCCACAACAAGUCUCCAUCGGGCACGUUCCCCAGUCCCGAUGCACGGUUCAACCAUGUGCAUUUAAAUGUCGUAGGUCCUUUACCUCUAUCCAAUGGCUAUACUCACCUUCUCACCUGCGUUGAUCGCUAUACCCGUUGGCCGGAAGCCAUUCCUUUACCGAAUGUGCAAGCUGAGACCAUUUUGAAAGCCUUCGUCAGUCGUUGGGUCGCCAUAUUCGGUGCGCCAUCCAUGAUUACGACUGAUCGAGGCGCGCAGUUUGAGUCCACACUUUUCCAAACUCUCCUCAACUUCCUUGGCUGCACACGUAUUCGGCCGACGGCCUUCCACCCAGCUGCCAACGGCAUGGUUGAGCGUUUCCACCGCCAGCUAAAAACUGCACUACGUGCCGCAGAAGAUCCCGAAAACUGA